AUGGACAGGUCUAGGGCGAUCAAUGCUAGUGCCCGUAGUGGUCUUAGCUGCCAAGGACAAGGUCUGAAAGGACUCCAGGUUGGGGCCGACGAUGUCAUGUUUGUCGGGGAAACCAGAGUUUUGGUUGACCGCGGGUCCCACCUGCCAGACUUGGUUCACGGACUCCUCGUUUUUGGGAACCUUAACCGCGGCGAAGAUCUUGAACGUUCCGUUGGAGAACUCGGAGCUGAUGUCCCAGAUGUCAAACGAGAGUUUUCCCCGUACCAAGGAGGUGUAUGA
Prunus armeniaca (apricot) is the source of this 279-nucleotide messenger RNA. The record is from the annotation of a GenBank genome assembly. NCBI's taxonomy places the organism in Eukaryota, Viridiplantae, Streptophyta, Magnoliopsida, Rosales, Rosaceae.